AUGUCCUUCAUAAAAACCUCGUUGAAAAACGCAAGGGACGCGAUCAAAGCCAAAAAUUAUGAAGACGCGAUAAAACAUUGUCAGAAUGUUUUGCAGUAUGAGGCUGAUAAUUAUAAUGCGUAUGUGUUCCUUGGAGUCGCUCAACUGAAUUUGAAUAAGCCAGAUGAAAGUGAAAAGGCUUAUCAAAAAGCCAUUGAGAUCAAUUCUUCUCAACUGCUUGCAUGGCAGGGUCUUGCAAACUUUUAUGAAAAACAGGAAAACUGGGUAAAGCUUGGUGAAACUUGGGUCGAAUUGUUGAAUAGGCAUAGGGAGAAAUCGGAAAGCAAAGAAGUGUUGGAUAUGAUAAACAAGAUCGUGGACUUACAUUUGAAUAAAGAAAAGGUUAAGAAGAAGGCGGUUGAGACUUUAAAGUAUUUAUUGCCAACAAGUCCAUAUUAUAGAUUGAUACAAGACUUGGACAAUUUUCCACCACCAAAGCAAACACUAUUACGAAUAAUAGAAUUGCUAGAGCAGGACGAGUCGGAGACAAUUAAACGUGAAAUCGAUGCAAGAAGAUAUCGACUUAAUGCGGGAACGCUAGCUACCAUCAGAGUUCAGGUCGAAAAUGAAGUUUACGGAAGUUCAGAGUUAGAAGGAUUCUAUGACUCCCUAUUUGAAAUUGUGGAUGAUAGUUCAGAGGCUUCAGAUAUCAACAAAUCUAAGAUUUCGGUGGGAUAUAUCUCACAUCUUCAAAAGAAACUUAACGCCAUUCCCUCAGAAAAUAGACGACAGUUGAAUGAGAAAAUUAUCAAACGAGCCAAGCAGCUGGUCGAACAAAAUGAUACAACUUCAAGUUUGCCGUAUGAAAUACUUAUUAAUAGGACCAAUGCCGUUAAACUAGAGGAUUAUGAUGAAGAUUUGCUGAAAAGUUAUUCUGAAAAAUUUCCUGAUACUGGUCUGUCAAAAAUAAUUCUGGCGUAUUUCAGCGCAUUGCAAGGAGAUACAUCCGAAGCUCAUGAACUUUAUCAUGAAGGAUUGGAGUUGGGAAAAGGCAGUAUUUUUGGGAAUAUGGCAUUGAGUUGGUUUAACCACGAUAUUAAGAAUUAUGAUUCGGCUUUGGAAUACGCAAAGAAUGGUAGAGAUUUGACAAACAAAUACAACAAAAAGACGGGUUCCAAAUUGGAUAGGGUUUUACGAUCUUUUGAAAUAUGCAUGGCAAAUUGUUAUCUAAACAUUGGCGCCAAGUUUCAUGAUGAUGCGAUGUCAAUAUAUCAGAAAAUUCGACAGAAAGAUUGUAAUAACAUGAUGGCUCUUCAUGGGAUUGGUAAAAUACUAUCUGCGCGAGGGAAAUUUGAAGAGUCAAUCAAAGUGUUUGAAGAGGCUCUCGAAUUGGAUACGAGGGAUCAUAUUUCAAAAAGCGAACUCGCGUGGAUUUAUUUUUUGUUGGAAAAUUAUGAAGAUGCAAUUCAGUUGAUUUCUGAAGCGAUUGAAAUAUGUGAUGGCAGCGCCCUUUAUCAUUAUCGUUUGGGCAGAAUAUAUUGGGCUAUUGGAGAGUAUCGGAGAGAUAAGAAAUAUGCAUAUUCGCAGUUUUUUUCUUCGGUUAAGCUGGAUCUCAGAUUUUCCAUGUCAUUCACGUAUCUUGGUCAUUAUUAUCGUUUGAUUGAGAAAAAUCGCGUGAGAGCGAAGAGCUGUUACCAGAAAGCUAUCACAAUUGAUCCACAGGAUGAGGAAGCGGGAACACAAUUAGGUGAGUUUUAUCGAUCUAGUGGGGAGAAGGACUUGGCCCUUGAAAUAUAUCAAGCGGCCAUUCAGGCGAAUUCUCGAGCUGGAUGGGCGUGGAGGCAGUUGGGAUUUUUCAAAUUGGCCGAUGGAAAUAAUGCGGAAGCUAUAACGGAUCUUCAGGCCGCUCUCAAAAUUGAUGCAAAAGAUGUCAGUUGUUGGGAAGGUCUUGCGGAUGCUUACAUGCGCGAAGGUCGAUACACAUCUUCAAUGAAGGCCUUUGCUCGAGCAAUUGAAGUGGAUCCAUCGUCAGUUUACGCUCAUUUUCAGAUUGCAAACAUUAAGCAAAAGUUGGGUAUGUUCGAAGAGUCCAUCGAUCAAUACAAAUUGACUAUCGAGAAAGCCCAAUUGAAAGGGGACCAGAGUCACCUGCCAUCGGCAAAAGGAAUCGGUGAUUGUUACUUGGCGUUGGCGAAAGAGCAUUUUAUUUCCGGAUUGUAUGGUCGAGCAGCUGAGUUGUUAGGUGAUGGGUUAUUGAUAAUGGAUCAGACGGUUAAAGAAUAUCAUGAACAUAUAUGUCUUUGGAAGUUGAUAGGGGAUCUUUGCAUGACCGCAACUUUACUACCAAACUAUCUACAUUUGAUGCCUUUGGAUUCCAUAAAUAAUUUAAUAGAGAUCCCUAGACGUUUAGACCUUGAUGCAAAAUUGCAUUUACAUAAAGAGACCGAUGAAUUUGGGUUAAACUUGUGUAAAAAUUCUGAUGCUGAUAGCAUUUCGAAUUUUGAUUUGAUCUUGGUACUUCUUACUUGCGGGUGUCUCUCAUAUAAGUAUGCCAUCGUACUUGGUGGAAAUCGCCCAGAUACCGCACCAUCAUUAUGGUACGACCUGGGUAUUACUUAUUAUAAAAUUUUUGAGAGUUAUUCCCGGAGAGACGAAUCUAGCUCAUUAUCAUCAGGUUACAUAAACGCGGCGGCUAGAUGUACCAAGGUUGCUUUGAAAUUUGAACCUACAAAUUCCAAUUUUUGGAACGCUCUUGGAAUCAUUACUAUUUCUGUCGACGCAAAAGUCAGUCAACAUGCUUUUAUCAAAGCGAUCAAGUACUCUCCAAAGAGUCCGAUGAUAUGGGCAAAUCUUGGGUUUUUGUACUUAAUACGUUCGGAUUUAGAGCUUGCGAAUCAAGCAUUUUUAAAUUCGCGUUCACUCGAUCCUGACUAUCCGUUGGCCUGGGUCGGGUUGGCACAUGUCGCGAAUCUUUGGGGAACUGACGAGGCACCAGGAUUAUUUGAACACGCAUACGAAAUUAGUGGCGGUUAUGUGCUCGAUGCAGAUUAUGGCUUUGCGUCUCAAGCAUUUUCACAAUAUAAGAAAUCUUCAACCUUUCAUAAAUCUUCGUUGAUAUCACCACUGUUUGCCUUGGAAAAACUUGUAGAACAAGAUCCCAAUGAUUCAGCAUCGUUAAAUCUACUGGGUCUAUUAUACGAAUGGCUCGAUCAACCCCAGAAAUCCGCGGAAGCCUUUAAUGGUGCAAUCAUGGCUCUUGAACAAAAAAUUCGACAGCUGGAACAGUUAGCCUCAGUUCAAUAUGAUGACGGAGAUGAUGAGAAGGAUUUAUUAUCCUCAAAAUUGAAUCCAUUUAUCAAAAAGCUUGCAUACGUACAAGGGAAUCUGGGAAGAGUUCUUUGCGGUGUGGGAGAGUUUAACCAAUCAAUCAAGGCAUACAUUGAAGCAUUGAACCUAAUCGAGAGGCAAGAAGAUUCCGAAUCCUUGUCAAUGAUGUCAUUCAGGAUCUACACGAUUUUAGGAGCAGGAUUGGCAUAUUAUUUUAGCAACGAUUUUGAGAACUCAUUAAGUAUGUUUGAUGACGCACUUGACAAGGCCGAGAAACCCAUGCAAAUGUUAGAACAGAAACGGGGUUCUGAUGAUAUUUAUGGAAUCAGUGAAGUGAGAAAGGAUGUUGCAGUUUUAUUGUCGCAAGUUCUUUGGGCCCUGGAGGGAGAUGAGCAGAGGAAAUUGGCGAGAGAGGAACUAUUCAAAUGCAUCGAGGAAAAUACGCAUCAUCUUCCCGCAAUGUUUGGAUUGUGUGCCAUGGGUUUAUUACAAGAUGAUCCUACAUUGAUCGAAGCGACUCUAACUGCGAUGAAUAAUUUGCCCAUAAAAAUUACUGACAAGUUCGAUAGAAAUAAGGAUAUUGAUUUUUUGCGUAGUCGAUAUUUCCUAUUACAGGGUUUUGUUGAAGAGGCAACAUCUUCUCUAUCCAAGGCGGUUCUACUUAAACCCUACGACCUUAUAAGUUGGACGAACUUAUCAUCUCUUCUCGUCUCAACCGCCACACCGGUUGCGUCUGUUUCUACAUCAAGUACUGCCUUAGAAUUAAUUUCCAAUCCGCGAUCUUCUGCGUCCAAGAAUCUUAGAGUAGAGGAAAAGUUAAAAGUAUAUCAAAACUAUACCUUGUCAUUGAUAAUCACCAGACGAAACUUGAAACGGAACUUGCCGGCGAGGAAUAUUGAUAUUGAGCAUCCGAAGGAAGACGGAAUGGUUGUGAAUGAAAGUGUUGAAUACGAGCAACUUGGAAUGAGGAUGUUGGAAGUUGCACAGAAGGCCGUCUUUCUGGCACCGUGGAAUCUAGUUGGAUGGUCAUUGCUUGCUGUUUCUUAUGCUGAAAGUUAA
Molecule: messenger RNA, 4365 nt
Organism: Acaulospora morrowiae
Lineage: Eukaryota; Fungi; Glomeromycota; Glomeromycetes; Diversisporales; Acaulosporaceae
Source: the annotation of a GenBank genome assembly